Messenger RNA from Moneuplotes crassus, 524 nucleotides. The record is from the annotation of a GenBank genome assembly. Lineage: Eukaryota; Ciliophora; Spirotrichea; Euplotida; Euplotidae.
AUGAGAAUUUUCGUGCUUAUUUUCCUCUUCGUGGUAGCUUUUGCUGAAAAGUACGCUAUUGAUUCGAGUUUGAAAUGUCAUCGGUGAGCUAUAACCGAAGGUAAGAAAGUAUGUUCGGAUGCAUUCGAUAUUGAUAAAAACAAUUGCUUGGUAGAUUCAUUUAUUAAGAUUCAUAUUAUAUCACCUAAUGAUUUUGAACCUAAAGCUAUCUUUCUUAAAUGAUUCUAUUAAAUAAUACUUCAAGAGGAUAAUAAUGAUAGUCAAAGGAAAUAAUCAAGAAAAGACAUUUGAGAUUCAUCAACAAUAAUAGAUAAGGUUACUCACAACAUAAUAAAAUAGAGAAAAUGAUUUAUUUAAGAUAUACCUUCUUAAGAAUAUUGGCUGUUCAGUUUUUCUUCUCAGGCUAACCUGAUAUCCAGAAGUAGGACAACUCUGUGAGUCUAUUUUUUAGUAUUCAAGAAUAUGAGAAAAUAUAAAGGGAUAGCAAACUUAGAACUUUGAGUUUUUAUAUUAGAAAAUUAUUC